Molecule: messenger RNA, 867 nt
Organism: Trypanosoma cruzi
Lineage: Eukaryota; Euglenozoa; Kinetoplastea; Trypanosomatida; Trypanosomatidae
Product: mucin TcMUCII, putative
Exons: 1
Coding region: 1-867 (288 amino acids)
Source: RefSeq, a predicted model, not a curated record
AUGAUGACGUGCCGUCUGCUGUGCGCCCUGUUGGUGCUCGCCCUGUGCUGCUGCCCGUCCGUGUGUGUGACAGCAACUGGUGGAGAUCAAAAUAAGGUUAGCUCCAGUUUAUCGCCUGCUUCGCCACAGGUAGCAGGUGUUCCGGGGCCAGCAAAUACGUCCACGAAGCCAAGUUCAACAGCUCCGGCCGUUGCGUUACCGUCAAAUAGUCAGGGGGCCGGUACGCCAGGGAUUAAGGGGAAAAGUGCGGAAAAGCCACAUGGUACGUCUGGUUUGCAGGGGGCAGCAGAUGCGGCGAAGCGUAAUGGACAGGAACCAAUUGCAGCGGCCAGUACGUCAGACUCAGCAGAACCGAAUGAAAAGGUACAGGAAACAGGAACAGGUGUUCCAGGACGCGGUGGGACAGGGCCGCGAAGUCAAUCCAGUAUUGGACAGGCACAAAGUGGAGACCCCACACCACAAGGAUCAAGUGCGGGAUCCGUUCCGCCAGAAUCUCCAGAUAAAGCAACUCUGGAGUCUGUUCCAAAAGAGGGACCAGGUCUGGGCACCGGUGGGUCAGGGUCGUCAGGUGGGUCGGUUAACCCAACUACAUCGUCAAGUUCCGUGACCGCUUCUGUACCGGCAAAAAGUCAGAAGGAACAUGCGCCAACAACAACAACAACCACUACUACGACAACUACGACAACCACGACAACCACGACUACAACAAAGGCACCAAGUACUACGACUACAGAGGCGCCAACUACAACGACCACCCGCGCACCGUCACUUCUUCGCGAAAUCGACGGCAGCCCCAGCAGCUCUGCGUGGGUGUGUGCCCCGCUGCUGCUCGCCGUAUCCGCGCUGGCGUACACCACUCUGGGCUGA